UACCUCCGCAACUUACCUCCGCAAACUCCUCCACUUCUCCAACCCCUUCGAUCGUCGCCACCCUCCUCCAUCUCAACACACUGCACAGCCUCACGCCUCAUACAAAAACCCACCCUCUACCUCCCAGGCUCCCGCCGCGUCAGCUCCGGCAUGACUCAACACCGCUGAACAGCACCGUACGCACCUCGACCUCACCUCACGCCCCCCGCCCCCCGCCCCCCACCAGGCCAUGGACGAAGCCUCCACCCUCAUUGCUUCCCUGCACUCCAAACUGCGCGAGCUGGACCACAAAGUCCUGCUUUACCGCCGCGUCAUGGCCGCCGAGUUCACCAAGCACUCCGACGCCCUCUUGCGCGACGUCGCCCCCGAUGUCGCCGCCUCCGUCACCGCCGCAGUGGCAGAGGGCAUGGGCGCCUACCCUUCGCUCGUCGACACUGUAGCCGCCACAGCGACGCCGGAGGACUCAGGGACACCCCCUUCCACGAACCCAGCGGGCGAAAUUGCACGGGAAGUAGGACGGCUGAAGGAGCAGGGCAAGUUGACGCCGCCACCGCCGAUAGAUGUAGCUGGUGCGGCGGAUACAGAUGUGCCGCGGAGUCCGCACGCGAGGGAAGCCGAGUUUUUGGGCGUUUUUACACAGGGAUACCUGCCGUUGCUGGAUAGCUCUGAUAAGCACGAGCGGCGGGAUGGGACGCCUGUGCUGAAGGCGACACAGGACGCGGAGGCGGAUAGGAAGGCAGAGCUGGUGGCGACGAAUCUGUCGGUGUCGUAUUCGCCGCCAUCAAGGAAACCAAAGCCGCGGCGGCGUAACACGGAUGAUUCGGGCUCGAUGUCUGAUCCUGAGAAUCCAGUGCGAAGGAGCGCGCUGAGAAGGAGCUCGAUCUCGGGGAAGGUGAAUGGACUGCGCAGAGUUAGGUUUGAGUUUGCGGGCAAGGAGUUCCCGACGACUUCGAGCCCGAGUAUGGCCGAGACGAAGAUGAUGCCUUCAGCGCUAGAUGCGAUGUCGAACGAGGCCGAUGAGGGAGGGGAAGAACAGGUGGAGAUAGAGCAGGUGGAGGAUGUGCAUGAGGAGACUGCGUCGCGGCGGAUCUCGAGCUCGCAGGCACUGAGGAUGCUAUCUCGUGGCCCGGUCGAGGAUGAUGGCACGAAGUGGGAUGAGGUGCGCGCCCCAGCUGAUGGGUCUGCGUCUGUGUCUAUCGACGAUGCGGCUGCGGCGUUGUCAGAUGAGGAGGAUUUCAUCAGCAUUGCCCCGCGGCGGAUGUCGCCGCAGUCCCCCAAUGGAGCAUCGCCGAUUGCCAUUCCGGGGCCCGUGUCGCCAUCGACGUCGCCGCAUGCCUCGCAACUGCACGAGGACGUGUCUAAGGUGUCUAUGGCCGAGGCGAAGGAAGAGGGGCACAUACUCUCUGAGAUGACGCCGUUGGCGCCUAUGCACUCAACCAGGGGCGUCAGGACAAAUAAUACCACCUCCCCGGCAAUGCCAAUCGACAUAUCCGGCGCCAACCCCUCCAACACCCUCACCUCUCCCUCCCCGACCAAACUCCCCACACCCAUCACUACACAACCCACAAGACAACCUCUCGGUACCCCCACGACCCUGGCAACCGCAGCCGCCCCACCUUCCCCAACGUCCAUACCACACCCCGACUCCGACUCCGACUACGAAGACGACUUCUUCGCCUUCGACGACGCCCCGCCCUCAACACGCACCCGCCGCGCCAAACCCCCCCGCGCCCAAUCCCCAAACUCGACUUCGAGCUCGAGUUCCACCCCCGCCUCGCCCGAGCCUCCUGUUCCCGUCGCGCUAUCUGCCUACGCCAAGUCACCCGCGCAGGCGAUCAUAUCACGCGCGCCUUCCGCACCUGAGUCAGGUGAUGGGGAUGCAGAUGCUGGCAGAGGUGCAGGUGCAGGCGCGGAUAUUCCGUACGCCCCAGCAAUCGGUAGUUCCCUCCGCAACUCCUAUCACCCUUUCGCGGAACCGAUAGUGAGUCCCGCGGUGCAUGAGGCGGCGCGGCGGAUGGGGGAGGUGAGUUCGUUUGUGGGGAGCUUGAGGGAUGGGAUGAUGAGUGAGGGGGCUAGGGGGGCGUCGUGGGGGGGUUCGGCGGGGGGGUGGGUUGACGGUGGGGGGGCGAGGAGUUUUAGUGAGAGGUUGGCUAUGGAGGACUGGGCGGAGGGGAGGGGAAGGGGGGGGAGUAGGGGGGCGUGGGUUUAG
This is a messenger RNA of Pseudogymnoascus destructans, 2209 nucleotides long. RefSeq lists its product as uncharacterized. NCBI's taxonomy places the organism in Eukaryota, Fungi, Ascomycota, Leotiomycetes, Thelebolales, Thelebolaceae. The transcript has a single exon. The coding region runs from base 230 to 2209 and encodes 659 amino acids. The record is from RefSeq and is a predicted model, not a curated record.